GAUGUGAAUUGGGCGACUCGCUUCACUACACUGAGCUACUUGGCCAUAACGGGGCGUUCCCAACUUUUUUGUUUUUCUUUUAUUUUUUCCGUUUAUUUUUUUCCACUCAGAAUCGGUUUCGAUUCUUGUAGUUUGUAAAUAUUUUUUAAGUUUUUGGAGCAGUUGCCUCGGGAUGGAACUGAAUUCUCUUUUAAUUCUGCUCGAGGCUGCAGAGUAUCUGGAGAGAAGAGACAGAGAGGCUGAACAUGGUUAUGCCUCAGUGUUACCAUACAGCUCCGACUUCAACAGGAAGAAAAAGGCACAGUUGCUCUCACGCAGACCAAGUAGCAGUGGCAACAGCAGAUCAUCGCACAAUGAGCUGGAAAAACACAGACGUGCUAAAUUGCGUCUCUAUCUGGAGCAGCUAAAGCAGCUUGUGCCUUUAGGACCUGACAGUACGCGACACACAACACUGAGUCUGCUCAAACGGGCCAGGAUGCACAUCAAGAAGUUGGAGGAACAGGACAAGAAAGCAGUGAAUGUAAAGGAGCAGCUGCAGAGGGAGCAUCGCUACCUAAAACGUCGCCUCGAGCAACUCUCAUUGCAGCGAACUCGCACUGACAGCAUGGGCUCCACUAUCUCUACUGACUCAGAGCAGGAGGUGGACAUUGAAGGAAUGGAGUUUACCCCCGGCGAUGGAGAUAGCGACGGAGUCAGCGACCCUGAGGAUCACUACAGCCCAUGCAGCUUUUAAUCAACGCACCUCUGUCCAUCUUUCCUGCAUUCUUAGACAGGAAGUGGACAUUUCAGCACUUCUUGUUUCUUCUGUACUUCCUGUUUUCUAUAUACAUCUGUGAAGAACAGUUUGUGGUCCGAUCAUCUGGCUCUGACCCAUCUCCAGACCAAGACCUAGACCAAGUGAUCGAGUGACCUACAGUGAUCCAGUGUGUAUUUGAUACGCUGCCAUCAUAAAACAGGCUGGAUCCAUGACCACACCUUUGUGAGAUAAACGAAGUAGCAUUUAGCACACUACGACUCACGCAUUUCUCACACUAAACAAACAAAAAAGCAAAAAAUAAGUGCUUGAAUGAGUUAGCA
Molecule: messenger RNA, 1077 nt
Organism: Clarias gariepinus (North African catfish)
Lineage: Eukaryota; Metazoa; Chordata; Actinopteri; Siluriformes; Clariidae
Gene: mxd4
Product: MAX dimerization protein 4
Exons: 6
Coding region: 173-733 (186 amino acids)
Biological process (GO): regulation of transcription by RNA polymerase II
Molecular function (GO): DNA-binding transcription factor activity, RNA polymerase II-specific; RNA polymerase II cis-regulatory region sequence-specific DNA binding; protein dimerization activity
Source: RefSeq, a predicted model, not a curated record